Salvelinus fontinalis (brook trout) is the source of this 2244-nucleotide messenger RNA. RefSeq names its product sushi, von Willebrand factor type A, EGF and pentraxin domain-containing protein 1-like. The transcript has 3 exons. Bases 725 to 1711 code for a protein of 328 amino acids. The record is from RefSeq and is a predicted model, not a curated record. NCBI's taxonomy places the organism in Eukaryota, Metazoa, Chordata, Actinopteri, Salmoniformes, Salmonidae.
AAAUGACUUCACAGCUGUGACUGCCCCCUUUUCCCUCUGCCUCUCUCGCCGUCUCUCUCCCUGUCUUUCUCUCUCUUGCUCUCUUUCUCACUCUCACUCUCUCAAUCAGAACUUUUUUUCAUUCUUUUUAAAUGAUUUUUAGAGAGGGGGAAGAGGCAUUUGGAGCCUGGCUGGGUGCAGGAGCAUGACACACACAGGAGCCUGAACGUAGAGAAGAGAGAGAGAGAGAGAGGAUAUGCUAUAGCCUUCUCUUGGUGGGACAGACGGACGGACAGACAGACAGACAGACAGACAGACAGAGAGACAGACAGACAGACAGACAGACAUACAGACAGACAGACGCCUCACUGGACCUGCUCAGCCAAACGCCUCUCCACUCAGACACCCUCACUCUCAGACAGACCAGACCAGGACUCACUCCAACAGAGAAGAGGACAGACAGACAAACUCACUCCAACAGAGAAGAGGACAGACAGACAAACUCACUCCAACAGAAGAGAGAGAGGCUGACAGACGGAGCAACAGGACAAGUAUUCCGUCAUCAUUCCUGCUGCUUUUCUCUUUUUGGAAGUGCUUUUGGAGAAAUUCUUGUUUUCUGGCAUCCCUACUGGAGACAAAUGGGAACAUAGGAGAACAUCACAAUCAUCAAAGAUUUGUCCUCAUCCCUAUCGUUUUAAAAUAACUCUCCUCUGCUGACACGGUCUACAGGACAGUACAGGACAGUAUGUCUACUAUAUGGAAUCCAGGAGCGUAUUGGGCCUCUCUCUUGCUUCUGUGGAGCCUCCUGGUUAGUAGGACUUCAUCUUGGCCGGCUCGUGAAUAUCUCCAACAGCUCCACCAGCUCGGCUCACUCCACUCCGGACCCCCAGCCUCCCCGGCCCUCCUCAACCUCACCCUCUCUGAGAGUGCCGAGUCCAAGGUGGAGCGCCUGGGCCAAGCCUUCAAGAAGAAUGUGCGCACUCUCCGGGAGAAGAGUGCACGUCUGGACCUGGUGUUCCUGGUGGACGAGUCAUCCAGCGUGGGGGCCAACAACUUCCUGAGCGAGCUGCGCUUCGUUCGGAAGCUCCUCUCGGACUUCCCCGUGGCCCCUGAGGACACGAGGGUCGCCCUGGUUACGUUCUCAUCCAAGACCCACGUGGUGACCCGGAUAGAUCAUGUCACAGCGCCCAAGUCGCAUCAGCACAAGUGUUCUCUAUUUAACCAGGAUAUUCCGUACAGAGGAGGAGGUACCUAUACUAAAGGAGCCUUCCAACGGGCAGCGCAAAUCCUGCGUCACUCGCGGGCCAACGCCACCAAGGUGAUCUUCCUGAUAACAGACGGUUACUCCAACGGGGGCGACCCUCGCCCGGUGGCGGCCGCUCUGAGGGAGCAGGGGGUGGAGAUCUACACCUUGGGGAUCUGGCAGGGGAACAUCCGUGAGCUCAAUGACAUGGCGUCGCAUCCCAAGGACCAGCACUGCUACCUGGUACACAACUUCGCCGAGUUUGAGGCCCUGGCUCGCCGUGCGCUGCAUGAAGACCUGCCGACAGGAAGUUACAUCCAGGAGGACCUAUCCCGCUGCUCGUCUCUGUGCGAGGCAGGUUCCGACUGCUGUGACAUCAUGGCCAGCUGCAAGUGUGGCACCCACACGGGCCAGUACGACUGUAUCUGUGAGAAGGGCCACUACGGCAAGGGGCUGCAGCAAGAGUGCACAGGUAGGUCACAGAUGUAGGGGAAUGUGCCCAGUAUGGACCAUAGACAUAGAGCAGUUUUAUAUCUAUGGUAAGGACAGCCAUGUCGACUCUAUUCUUGUUGCCUCGUGAAUAAAAAUGUAAGCAUAAAAUUACUUAAAAAAUAACUUGGACCCUCUACAAUGCGUCUAAUGGUUUCAUCUUGGUGUAUGCACCAGUUCUGUGCACAGUGGUUUCAAGAACUGUUGUCAAUAAGGACAUCGCUGUGGUCUUUGGAGAGUGACUGAAUGUGGUGAUGGAUGGUGAAGAUAAUGGUGUGAUUUCAGAGGGUUUCAGCCUGGGCUAUCUGACUAUUUCACCUCUGAAAACAGACCACUUAGCCCCAUGAUGCCUGUCAAUCAAAUUCAAUCAAAUGUAUUCUAUACAGUGCCCUGUAAGCUCACAGUGAAAGGACAAAUAACCAAGUGUCAUUGAUUCACUAAGGAGGCUGUGUAGCCAGUCAGUGCUGAGAUCCUGAUCAACAAAUACAGGAUUUCCCCAAGGUGUAGGAGCUGACCUUGGAGCCGUGUGUGUG